AACAUUAAAUAGUAAUGCAUUUUUUCAAAUCGCUUUGUUCACAAGUCAUUUAGGUGACCCAAGCAAAUGCGUGUAUGCAUAAUAUGUGACUUUUGCGACGAGAUUGCGUCCGCUGUGGCCGGUUUUACCGGGACCGGCUAGCCGGUGUCUUGAAGUAUUUCCGAGGUCUCACUCUCAUUCUCAUAUGAAGCAUAGUUUGGUAUGGUAUAGAUCAGCAAUUUCCAAACUCACCCUGCACUGCGGCAACAAAGCAAAACUUCUUAGUCCAAUGUGUGUGUGUGUGUGUGGUUGUGUUGUUGUUGCACACUGGUGCUUUAUGGGGGAGUUUGAGAACCACUGAUGUAGAAGAUACUGAUAUAUGUCACUGCAUUGUCAAAUAUAACCGAAUGCCAUUUAGUAUAGUUUAAUAGAGCCACAAUUUUAAUGACAUUCUUUUAUUUAGUAACCAUAAUUUAGUAUCAAUAAGGAAAUAAAUUUCCAGACAGUGAUUUGCUAGCAUUUCUCUAAAAAUGAUAAGAACCGCCCAAUAUUGUGGAUAACAUCAUAUUUGAAACGUCAUUGCAGGUAUUUUGAAAUUGUUUCGUUUCGAAACAUUUAGCUUCUGGAUUGAUUUAUCGGAUUGAUGAUUCUGAGCAUCGAUUCGUUUUGUACAAUACUAGUCAGUCAGUCACUUUGAUUUGGGAUACGUUAAACAUCUACACAAACAACUUUAAAUAUAUCUGUUUUGGUUAAAGUUCAACAACCGUCAGUGCAAAGAAGCAUAAAUAUGCAGCAGGAAGAGGAGAUUUAUGAAGUGCAACUUGAUGAGACACCAAUGCAGGGCACGGUGGCAGAAUUUCUGAAGCUAUACAACUUGACAUUUUUGUUUGAUGCUAUUGUUGAGAAUGAUUUAAACGAUAUCGGGACGUUUGCGUUCUUGUUGGAGGAAGACAUAAAAGAACUUACAAAAGAAUGCACGUUGGGUGCACGAAUACGACUGAGGAAGUGCGUACAAAAGGUCAAUGCUAAUUUAACUGAACCUUCUGCUGCACACAAAGAACACUAUAAAACUUCGAAAGUAUGUUUCGAAAAUGUUUUGAUACCUAAUCCUAGCAUACUGGAAUUGGAUCGUUUACUAGAAACUGUUCACGGGAAGAUGAUCCUUCAGUUCUACCAUGCACAUCAAAGCUUAAACAAACUUCACAGGAUGAAGCUCAUCAAGAUGAUAGUGGAGCAUCUAGCUGCGCGUAUGGAAUUAAAAGCCCUGAAAUCUCAAUGGAGUAGAGUCAUCCACGAGGAGGUUGUCAACAAAUUUCCUUCAGAAUUGAAGUACCUGGAGUACUACAUGGCAAAAAUUCCAUCGGUUAAAUAUAAUUUACAGAAAAGGAUCAAAACUGGAGAACAUGUGAUUUUAGCUAUUCAACCGUCAUCAGAAGAUGCACAUUGUCUUGAGCAUACUGAAAUAGAGAUGGAAGAAGCAAAGGAGUGGCUGAAAUAUGGUCGUUUUCCAACGGAAGAAGUUGUUUCACGUUGGAAGUUAUGUCAUUCAUUGCGUCGUAAAGAGUUCACAACCAUUAGCGGUAAAGAAAUUUCUCAACUUUGGACUGAACAUAUGUGGCCUAUUCUCGUACAACCAAUUGCAUUGGAACUUAUUUCUUAUGAUUUUGGUGUUGGGUACCAAACUAACACCGAUAUUUUUAAAAAGUGGCCCACUUUAAUAAAUAAAGUCUGCGAAUAUGCUGGAAAAGCCUUGAGAAAUAUCCGUCAUCGGAAUAUGCUACGAGAAUUUGAAGUCCAAGGAAAAGAAAAUAUGAUAUUGUUUUCACAUAUCCUAUGUGGACUGCUGCAUCCAGGGCUGGUAAAAGCGAACUACAAACCAAGCUUUCGAGAUGUAGAGAGAGGAUUUGUACAUGUGGUUUUGACGCAUAACGAUAUUGAAACUUCUGUUCAGAAGUACAGAAGUGAAAUGGGACAGCAUGGACUACGUGUCCAGCCACACGUGAUUGUGGUUGCAAAUGAAGUAAAAAAGCAUUAUUUUGCUUACUUCGAAACAAAUAAUUUGCAAACAACAAACUGUCUAUUAAGCGCAAUAGACGCUGUACUUAAAGGUUGCAUGAUUUUUAAUGCGGCAUAUCCAGCGGAGUCAAGAUCAGUUUGGACUUUCAUUCAGCAAUAUUGUUAUGGGAUUAAAAUCGCUAACUGCGAUCGAAAUUACCAAUGUGUGAAAACAUUGCUAUCAGAACUUUAAAUGUUACCGACGUAAAACUACGUAUAUUAUUUUUACUAAACUGAUGAGUGUUAUUUCAAAAAUUUCUCAUCGUAAGCAUUAUGAAAAUAAUACUUACAUUCGAUAAAUUCAAACUUUAUUUAAAAAAUGAAAUGUAUUAAAAUUUUAUCAUGUUGUUAGAUUUCCUACAAUGUAUGGCACUGUAACAGUGCGUUCGUAUAUAGUGAUCAAACGUUUACGAUAACUAUUUUUUUAUGUUUACCACGUAAAGUGCUUGUAUAC
Messenger RNA from Malaya genurostris, 2488 nucleotides. RefSeq lists its product as uncharacterized. Lineage: Eukaryota; Metazoa; Arthropoda; Insecta; Diptera; Culicidae. The record is from RefSeq and is a predicted model, not a curated record. The transcript is spliced from 7 exons. The coding region runs from base 767 to 2227 and encodes 486 amino acids.